Pungitius pungitius (ninespine stickleback) is the source of this 1439-nucleotide messenger RNA. It is a transcript of the gene rdh12l, whose product is annotated as retinol dehydrogenase 12, like. The transcript is spliced from 7 exons. Lineage: Eukaryota; Metazoa; Chordata; Actinopteri; Perciformes; Gasterosteidae. Bases 140 to 1036 code for a protein of 298 amino acids. The record is from RefSeq and is a predicted model, not a curated record.
CAAUGUCAGUUCCGCAUUGUCAUAUUUCAACCAAACGUUUUUAGGAAGUUUGUGGAAUUCCUGCCCCGUUGAGACUGAGAUUGAAGAUUAGUUUCAGGGUUUUUUCGAGUUAGGAGCCCGCGUGACUGUUGUAACAAAGAUGCAGGCCAUAAGAAACGUCUUCCGGGCCGCCUGGUCCUCCGCUGAGAGACUAGAGGACAAAACUGUCCUCAUCACCGGGGCCAACACCGGCAUCGGCAAAGAGACCGCCAUCGACCUGGCGAAGAGAGGGGCAAAGGUCAUCAUGGCGUGCAGGGACAUGGAGCGAGGGGAGGCCGCCGCGAAGGAAGUCAUCGAAAUCUCAGGCAGCCAAAAUGUUGUUUGCAUGAAACUGGACUUGGCGGACAGCAAGUCGAUCAGAGAAUUCGCCGAAGCCAUCAACCAAGGAGAGCCGAAGCUCAACAUCCUCAUCAACAACGCCGGCGUGAUGGUUUGUCCUUACGGGAAAACCCAAGACGGCUUUGAGAUGCAGAUCGGCGUCAAUCACUUCGGUCACUUCCUGCUGACACAUCUGCUGAUUGACCUGAUUAAAAGAUCGGCGCCGGGGCGCAUCGUCACGGUGUCCUCCAUGGCUCACUCCUGGGGCUCCAUCAACCUGGAGGACAUCAACAGCGAGAAGAGUUACGACAAGAAGAGCGCCUACUCCCAGAGCAAGCUGGCCAACGUCCUCUUCACCCGCUCGCUGGCCAAGAAGCUGGAAGGCUCGGGCGUGACGACGUACUCCCUCCACCCCGGGGUCGUCCAGACGGAUUUGUGGCGUCACCUGAGCGGCCCUCAGCAGUUCGCCAUGAAGAUCGUCAGUCCCUUCACCAAAAGCUCCUCCCAGGGAGCGCGGACCAGCAUCUACUGCGCCGUGGAGCCGUCGCUGGGGAAGGAGAGCGGCGGAUACUACAGCGACUGCGCUCCAGCCAGCUGCUCGGCCGCCGGGAAGGACGACGUCCUGGCGCAGAAGCUGUGGGACCUGAGCUGCCGCAUGCUGUCGGUAACGUGGGAAUGAGAGCCGAGCGGAUCCAUAGUGCAGUUUCCCCCCCCCCCGUUUACAUGUUUUACUUUGCAAUAUGAUUCACCGAUAUUCGUCAAAUGCACUGCAUUGUCCAAAGAUUAUCUUUAUAUGAGGAAAAUAUGUAUUUAUCCAUUUAUUUGUUUAUUUACAUUUAUUUUCACGCUUACAUUUACUAAUUGCAUAACACUCACGGAACUAUUGCUAAUAAAAAAAAUACUAAGUAAAUGAUAUAAUUUAUAUGAAGAUUAUGAUGCUAAAUCACUAAUUUAUCACUAAAUGAAAUACUUUUGUAUACAUUUUUGAGUUAGAUUUAGUGAAUAUUUGGAAUAAAUAAAGAUUUGUAAUGUGUCGCUAAUGUUUUUCUAUAUUUUCUGGCAUUAAACCAACUAUUAAACUA